AUGGAUGCUCUGAAUGAACUGAGCUACAAACCACCCCCAGAAUUUGAGGAGGUCAAAAAGGAUUCACUUAUCAAUCUUAACAUUGCAGACUCAACUGAGCUCUGGCUUAUACAGUGGCCAUUUAAUCAACAUCCAGGUCUUGAUGGGCAAGAAAUUUCGUUGAAGCUCCAUCAUGAUGGGCACAUGGGCAGCUUUGAGGAUUCAUCUGGUAAAUCAUAUGAAGUGGUCAGUUGUAGAGCACAAGACCCAGAUGCGGUAGUCUUUCUAUCUUCUGAGUCUGAGCCAAAAAUUGCUGGCAAAAUUUCGCGGCGUGUUUCCCUUAUCCACUAUCCGGAACCAAGUGAGCUAAAACAGAACAGCAUAAACUUGAAGCAGAUGAUGGCUCAGAGAUCAUCUGGUACUACAUUGACCAAUUCUUCUCGUCGCUUUGCAACUCCUAGUCAAAGUACUAGGACACGGAGUAUUAUGCGAUCAGGGAGUUCAUCCAAAUCUACCAUGAGAAAACACAGUGAUGGCCGCCCUGCAAAAUCCAAUGAUCAAUCUGUUCAAGAUUCAGGCAGAAGUGGUCGUAGUGCAUUGACCUCUUCAGGGUCCUUCGAGCACUCUCGAGAUCAAAAAUCAAAGAAGAAAAGGAAAACUGAUGGUUGA
This is a messenger RNA of Solanum verrucosum, 648 nucleotides long. RefSeq names its product mediator-associated protein 2-like. Bases 1 to 648 code for a protein of 215 amino acids. The record is from RefSeq and is a predicted model, not a curated record. The transcript has 4 exons. Lineage: Eukaryota; Viridiplantae; Streptophyta; Magnoliopsida; Solanales; Solanaceae.